Molecule: messenger RNA, 1667 nt
Organism: Paramisgurnus dabryanus
Lineage: Eukaryota; Metazoa; Chordata; Actinopteri; Cypriniformes; Cobitidae
Source: RefSeq, a predicted model, not a curated record
ACGGCGAUUAUACAAUGCUGAAUGGAUUAAAAGUUAAUUGCAAUGUAAACUACACGUUAAGAUGGUUUAAUUUCGACGUAGUAUAAACCGAAUUCGAUUUAUGUAUUCGUAGAUUUAUUUCUUCAUCAUGUGUCGAAACCAGCGGAUUUUAUUCAGCGGAGUUCUUCUCGCGCUCGUCUUCCUGUUUGUCCUUUAUCACAUAAAAUAUGAUUCCUGGAGUAAAACCUCUCUUCAGAUACUCAGCUUCUCCAAAGCCACAAGUUGCAACAGUGAACCAGAGACCCAAAGUCACCCCAAACCAAAUAUAGGGCCGUUCCCUAGUGAAAAUUCUUUAUCCUGUACCUGCCAAAAAACUGAGCCAGCAAACCGUUUUGUGUCAAAGGAUGAACUAGAAGAUCUUCAGAAACGUAGAGCAGAAGAAUACAGACAACACCAGAUCAGGAUGGGUAAACAAAAUGAUGUUCUUGUUCUUGCCCCUCCCAAUACUCCGCUCCAGUAUCCCAUCAAAGGAUUCAGAGUCACUCCAUUAAAUAAAACGCUCAUUCCUGGUCUAGCUCUGCAAACACAAAACCGAACAAUUUACAAGGUGUCACUGAGGGUAAAGAAAGGUCUGCUGUCUGUAAUGAAUGUUAAGGAGGAUGAGAUUGUUUUGGGCCAGAAUGAGGGAUUUCUGACAAUAUCAUCCGACAGCCUUGAACAGAUCAAUAAACUGCUGAGCAGAGUGACCUACACCAGCACCAUCUACCACAUCAAGACUGAAGAUCUUGCUUACUUAUCUUUUGAGAACCAUGAGGUCAUAUUCCCCAUUGAGAUCAGACGUCUAUCAGUUCCUAUUCUUUACAACCCAGGGAAAGAUAUAAACUCUCAGGUGACUAUACUGGUUAAGGCAUUCUUGAGAUAUGAAGAACUAAAGGUUCUCAUCCAGAGUGUUCGUGUAAACUACCCAAGCAUAAAGAUCAUUGUAGCAGAUGACAGUCUUAACCCAGAAAAGGUUGUUGGUGAUAAUAUUGAGCAUUACAUUAUGCCUCCAGCACAGGGUUGGUUUGCUGGCAGAAAUCUGGCAGUCUCACAAGUCACAACAAAAUACUUCUUAUGGGUAGAUGAUGAUUUUCUGUUUUUGAAUGAAACCCGUAUAGAGAGAUUUUUGGAGAUCAUGGAAGCCAAUCCUGAAUUAGAUGUGGUUGGUGGUGAAGUUGAUGGAAAUCAUUUUUCCUUUAAAUUGCAAUAUGACGAAGGGAACAGCGAGGAAGGUGGCUGCAUCACACGUAUCAGAGGUACUCACACACCCCUGCCGGGGUUUAAUGGAUGCUUCUACACCGACGGAGUUGUCAACUUCUUUUUGGGUCGAACGGAUGCCGUGCGAAAAGUCGGAUUUGACCCAUUUCUCAAACGGGUGGCUCACACUGAGUUCUUCAUUGAUGGACUGGGAGAUUUGUUAGUCGUCACCUGCAGCGGUCUUAAGAUCGGCCAUCAAAAACGCAAGAACACAGGCAAUUAUAACAGCUACAGGCAUCCGGGACAAAAUGACGGACACAUGAAAACAAGUCAUCAUUUUUUUAAGAAUCAUCUAAAAUGUAUCAAGUAUUAAGGAGCAUCACAGCACCCUCACAUACAGCAGUAAAGCAACAUUAUUGGUGAAUACAUUUAUUUGUAAUUUUUUAAUGUAC